AUGAAGAUCCUGUUCCUGCUCUUCCCCCUGAUCCUCCUGCUGGUCCAGGGGGCUGCAGCAGGAAAACAUGACAAGUGCAUCCGGCGAGGAGGAUUCUGUGCUCUGGGGGGCUGUCGUUUCCCCUAUAAAUACAUCGGAGUGUGUUCAACACUGAGCCACUGCUGCAAAACGUAA
Melozone crissalis (California towhee) is the source of this 174-nucleotide messenger RNA. RefSeq names its product antimicrobial peptide THP1-like. The record is from RefSeq and is a predicted model, not a curated record. NCBI's taxonomy places the organism in Eukaryota, Metazoa, Chordata, Aves, Passeriformes, Passerellidae. Gene Ontology annotation, biological process: defense response. The coding region runs from base 1 to 174 and encodes 57 amino acids. The transcript has 2 exons. Gene Ontology annotation, cellular component: extracellular region.